GUAUGUUAAUAUUUAUGCUAUGUGGGUAGUGAGUAUUUUGUUAGUUAUAAGAUUGUCACCACCACCAAACUAGUCUGCCAAUACACGCUGUGCUAUCGAGACGUACGUUGUUUUAUUCCGCUCCUAGCUGACGAUUGACCUGCAUCGAUAUAUGCUUCAGUGGCGACGAGUUGUGAACUUUUCGCGUGUGAAGGAAAAAGUGUUAAACAAUGACGAUCGGAAAAAUAGGCGAGUUUAACGUACACAACGACGAUUGGAAACUAUAUAUCGAACGGUUAGAGCAGUACUUCCUUGUGAAUGACAUAAAAGCCGAGUUACAUGUGCCGACAUUAAUAACUGUUAUGGGAGCAGAGAGCUAUGAGUUGCUCGUCAAUCUGUGUACACCGAAUAAACCGAAGACGAAGACGUUUGAGCAGUUAUCAGAUAUAAUGGGCAAACAUUUACAACCUAAACCGAGUGAACUCGCUGAGAGGUAUAAAUUCAGGCAUAGAAAACAGAAGGAGGGUGAAACCAUAUCCGAGUAUGUGGCGGUACUUAAGAAAAUGUCGAAGACCUGCGAGUUCGGAAGUUGGCUGGAGGAAAGUUUGAGAGAUCAACUGGUGUGCGGAAUAGCAAGCGAGAAUAUUAGACAACGGUUAUUCGCAGAGUCGAAAUUGGAUUUUGCCAAGGCGUAUAAACUUGCCUCCAGCAUGGAAUCAGCCGAGAAGGACGCCGCUAUGGUGGAAGGGUCUAAAUCGGCAGCUGGAACUGACGCCACGUCGACGGUGACGUGUCAAGCGAUAACGACGAGACGGCAGGCAACGGGCAUGGCGGAGCGCGACGGGGAGCCGGGCGCGGGGAGGCGCGAGGUGCGCGGGCGGCGAGGCUCCCGCGAGCGGCGCGCGGGCCACGAGGCGGCGACGUCGGUGCUGAGCGAGCGGGCUCGGCUGGGGGAGCGAGCUCGGCCACAGCGGCCGUGUCGAGUAUGUGGCGCGAACCACAAUGAAUCAACGUGCAAGUUCACAAGUUACGUGUGUCGAGUGUGCAACCGGCAAGGGCACCUGCGGCGGGUGUGUCCUAAUAUAGUGAAACAAUAUCAGGUAGACGUGGAAAACACUAGCAGGGACGAGGAGGAGGACAGUGACGAGUUCCAAAUAUUGUAACGUGUUCGCGGAGGGACUCGGGCGGUUCACGGGCGGCGCGGUGAGCAUUCACGUGCGGCCGGGCGCGCGGCCGGUGUUCAUGCGCGCGCGCCCGCUGGCGUACGCGCUGCGCGAGCCGGUGGAGCGCGCGCU
Messenger RNA from Helicoverpa armigera (cotton bollworm), 1274 nucleotides. RefSeq lists its product as uncharacterized. NCBI's taxonomy places the organism in Eukaryota, Metazoa, Arthropoda, Insecta, Lepidoptera, Noctuidae. The record is from RefSeq and is a predicted model, not a curated record. Bases 210 to 1142 code for a protein of 310 amino acids. The transcript has 2 exons.